Alternaria novae-zelandiae is the source of this 768-nucleotide messenger RNA. RefSeq lists its product as uncharacterized. The record is from RefSeq and is a predicted model, not a curated record. NCBI's taxonomy places the organism in Eukaryota, Fungi, Ascomycota, Dothideomycetes, Pleosporales, Pleosporaceae. The transcript is spliced from 2 exons. Bases 1 to 768 code for a protein of 255 amino acids.
AUGGCCUUACUAACAACAUAUACUUUGCUAGCCAUACUAUCCCCCCACGUAUCAAGUCUCGGCAUCCAAUUCAUCAACCCCCCAACCCACGGCACAGACGGCGGCCUCUCCAACCCCCCCACCUACAAGCAAGACUACACCAUAAACAUCCAAUGGUAUCCCGGCGACGAAACAGGGCCCUACGACCUAGUCUUGCACCAAGUCAAAACAAUCGGCCAGGACCAGACCGGCUCCGGCGAGUUCAUCAUGCGUAUGGAAUCGGGUACAGGUUCAGCGAGCACACCAACAAGUCCUACCACAAACACCCCGACAAGCACCACCGCAAAUCCAUCGAACCCUCACGACCAAAACAUUCACCAGCAUAUGCACAACGACUUCCAACUAAGCCACAAGAUCGGUCUCGGCAUAGCUAUACCCGCUACGCUUGCCCUUGGAAUAGCAGCUGGCUGGCUACUCUUCCGCCGUCUCCAGAAAAAGAGAAGAAGAAUGUCACACCAAUUACCAGCUACCGAAAUUGAACAGUACGAGCCCGAUAGAGAUGGUCAGAAUCCUAGCGGAGACGUCUACGAAGCGCCGUCGAAUCACAUAUCGGAGAUGGGUCAGCCGCAUAGGAAGGGCUUUGAGCAGUUGGGAGGUGAGCUGGAAGAUAAGCCUGCGGUCGUGCCUGAGGUCUUGCCGUUAAGGUAUGAGAUGGAAGCCAACAAUGUUCAUGAGCUUCAUGAUCAGCCGGUCAAGGCAGAUGAGCCUGUGGUCAAGACGGAGGAUUGA